Saimiri boliviensis boliviensis (Bolivian squirrel monkey) is the source of this 1709-nucleotide messenger RNA. RefSeq names its product membrane associated ring-CH-type finger 2 (gene MARCHF2). The record is from RefSeq and is a predicted model, not a curated record. Gene Ontology annotation, molecular function: ubiquitin-protein transferase activity; zinc ion binding. NCBI's taxonomy places the organism in Eukaryota, Metazoa, Chordata, Mammalia, Primates, Cebidae. Gene Ontology annotation, biological process: protein ubiquitination.
GAAAAACAUGUGGAGCCAGGCAGGUUGCUGGCAGAGCUGUCUAGAGGGCAUUUAUCCAUCGGUGGACUGUCCUAGUGCAGCAGUUAGUCAAUAAGUGCUCUCACCUCCCCACUUUGGGUCUCAGAUUUUUUUUUUUUCUUUCUUUCUUUUGUUUUGUUUUAGAGACUGGGUCUUGCUCUGUCACCCAGGCUGGAGUGCAGUGGUGUGAUCAUAGCUUACUAUAGCUUUGGAAUCCUGGGCUCAAGGCAUCCUCCUGCCACAGCCUUCCAAGUAGCUGGGACUAUUGGCUUGCACCACCAUGCUUGGCUAAUUAAAAAAAACAAAACAAAACAAAAAAAAAAAACACCUUCAUAGAGUUAGGAUCUUUCUGUGUUGCCCUAGCUGGUCUCAAACUCCUGGCCUCAAGUGAUCCUCCUGCUUGGACCUCCCAAAGCGUUGGGAUUACAGGCUCCUGUGACCAUGGGCCUCAGGCCCUGAGGAUACGGGGCUCCCUGUGGCCAUGACGACGGGUGACUGCUGCCACCUUCCUGGCUCCCUGUGUGACUGCUCUGGCAGCCCUGCUUUCUCCAAGGUCGUGGAGGCCGCAGGCCUCGGUCCACCCCAUUAUGUGGCACAAGUGACUUCAAGGGAUGGCCGGCUCCUCUCCACUGUCAUCCGUGCCUUGGACACACCAAGCGACGGUCCCUUCUGCCGGAUCUGCCAUGAGGGAGCAAACGGGGAAUGCUUGCUGUCCCCAUGUGGCUGCACUGGCACCCUGGGCGCCGUGCACAAGAGCUGUCUGGAGAGGUGGCUUUCCUCGUCUAACACUAGCUACUGUGAGCUGUGCCACACAGAGUUUGCAGUGGAGAAACGGCCUCGACCCCUCACAGAGUGGCUGAAGGACCCGGGACCGCGGACGGAGAAGCGGACGCUGUGCUGUGACAUGGUGUGCUUCCUGUUCAUCACGCCCCUGGCCGCCAUCUCAGGCUGGUUGUGCCUGCGCGGGGCCCAGGACCACCUCCGGCUCCACAGCCAGCUGGAGGCCGUGGGUCUCAUUGCCCUGACCAUUGCCCUCUUCACCAUCUAUGUCCUCUGGACACUGGUCUCCUUCCGCUACCAUUGCCAGCUGUACUCUGAGUGGAGAAAGACGAACCAGAAAGUACGCCUGAAGAUCCAGGAGGCCAGUGGCCCUGAGGGCCCCCAGCAUUCUCCGCUGGUGGCUGGACUCCUGAAGAAGGUGCCCGAGGAGACACCGGUGUGAAGGCUGGGCUCCCUGGGCCUUGCAGCAGAGACCCCAGAGGUAGCUGGCGAUGCCCUGUCCUGUGGAAGGAUAGAAACUGCCCAACACUUCCUGCACAGCCUGAAUACUUCUUAGGCCAAGAGACACCACGCGGAGCCGAGUCUGUGAUCCUGUGUGAUGAUAUUUUCAGGUUUUUUUUUUUUUGUUUUUUGCACACUUGUUGUUCAUGUCAAGGACAGGUACACGGUCCUGAGCUCUGGAUGGAGCAGGCACCCUGAUCUCAUGCUGAGGUCCACGUUGCACCUCUGGGACAGCAGCUGUGGCCAGUGUAUCAAGGGCAUCCUUAGAGCUGGAACGUUCCAGCAAGCUUCUCGCACUUCCCUGCACCUGGCAGGCUCACUUUCCUGGCACCCUCGACUUUCUAUAAAAGUUGCACUGCAUUUCAAAAACCCACCCCUGAAUGAAUAAAAGGAGCCCUGGCUGGACAAAA